Pseudocercospora fijiensis CIRAD86 is the source of this 267-nucleotide messenger RNA. RefSeq lists its product as uncharacterized. The transcript has 6 exons. Lineage: Eukaryota; Fungi; Ascomycota; Dothideomycetes; Mycosphaerellales; Mycosphaerellaceae. The record is from RefSeq and is a predicted model, not a curated record. The coding region runs from base 1 to 267 and encodes 88 amino acids.
AUGGUGGUUGCAGAGUUCAGAGGUGCAGACGCAAGUCAGAAGCCGAGACGAAUUCGGUCAAUGCGUUCCGCGAAAGCACGUGCCGAAGGGAAUUCUGUGAUUGCUCAUUCGCCAUUCUUUGGCUAUUUCACAAGCUAUAGUAAAGCAAAUCCGCCGAAACUCGGUGUCGCAUCCAAGAUCUUCAGCGGAACAGCCAACGGCGCUCAGAAAGGGAUAUCAUCUAGUGUGGUCAUCAUUGUGGUUGUGGGAAUGAGACGAGACGCUUAG